AUGUUAGAUGCAUCAGUAAGGAGUACAACAAAAAAGAAGAACCCUAAAGAAUUCGUACCUAAAAUAAUCGAAAAUAAAGUGAGUGCAAUGUCGUCGGUAUACCUACUGAGAUCAAAUAGGUAUGUUGUACUAUCACUUUAACACGAUUCCGUCUGGCCAUAAUCUGCAAAAGCCAUUAUAUUAUUCUAUAUGUAUAUAUAAUUUAGUUUAAAGAAUUUAAAACAUGCCUGUACAAUUUAUCCAAAAAUAAUUAAUAAUUAUAUUCAGUUUUGCUUUACAUUUUGUUGUAAAAAUCGGUCUACUCGGAGGCGUGGGUUCGAAUCCCACCGCUGCCACCGGUUGUUGUGCCUGUACGAGUUGUUUUUAUUUGUUCGGUGGUGAGAGGUGAGAUCCAAUUUUUAAGAGAGAGUACAACAAAACAGUUCUAAGGAUUUUUGGUUACUAAUAUAAUUUUAAUGUGAGUCGAACUACAUAAUUAAAGUGUAAUAUAUUAUACUAGUCGUCGAGACGACGUACAGUUUUAAAAGUGGUAGCUCGAUUGACUGCGCGGCUCUCAUGCGGGUGCCGUACGGCUACAAUAUUCUCCGAGCCGCCUAUAAACCAGGCGUUAUCGAUAGACUACAAUAAUAUAUACAAUGGCAAAGUGCUCAUAACAAUUUCAUCGUUUUUUCAAAUGUAUUUUAAACCGAGGACGAGUAUAUACCGAUUUUAAAAUUACUUAGUAGAUAUAGAAAAAUGAAUUGCCUCACAAGUCCGUUAACAUAAUUUGCAUAUUGUUUUGUAUGCUCUUGGUUUACAGUAGAACAAGCUAGAAAUGAGUUUUGCACAAUGAAGAGUUUAAAAAUCGAACAAAUAAAUACAUAUUUUAAUACGCAUAUUUAGAUAUGCAUAUUAGUUAUUAUUAUUUCGUUUUCAUUUUAACCUAUCUAUGUAUUUUAUAUAAAAUUGAGUAUAAAACCUAUUUCAUCUCCAUUGAAGUCGACUUUAUCGCGUAUUUCAUUUUAUUUUUAUUUUUGCUUUAUACACAAUAUACCGACGAGUAGAUGUGUGAAGUGACGACAAAAAAUACGAUAAAGAAUGAGCACGUAUAAGAUAAGAUAGCUUAGCCGUAGACAAAAUGAGAGAAAAUAUACUGGGAUAGUUUGACCAUCAAGUUAAGUGGAAGUUUAGGGCGGGAUGGCUGACCAUAAAUAGUUGGGAUGAAGUCGAAGGUGGUGAAGAAGAAUAUAAUGUAUGGACACGACAUUUAUGUUGUUUUUUUUUCAUAUUUAUUAAAUUUUACACAUAUUUUUAAUUGUUUUUUUAUGCAUAUUUUGCAUAGUUUAUAGAUUUAAAUAAAUAUUUUUGGUUUUUUGUGUGCAUAUUUAACAACAUUUACUUCAUAUAACUUCCGAGCCCUACUAAUGGUUAUAUAAGGCUCCUCAGCUUUAAAUUUUGUAGAAUACUAAAAACUAAUAAAACAAACUAUAUACACUCAUUAAUAAUUAUAAUUUCUUUAACACGAAAUUUAAUAAAUUAAUUAACUUUAGAGUAGGUACUAAAUACUUCUGUAUAUAUUUAUUAUUGUAUUUAUUUAUUAUUAUUAUGUUAGAUUAUUCCACAAUCUACUGCCGUUCCCAGUCAAACAACCAAACCAAAUUCAUUACCUGUUGAAAAAGUUUGUAUUUUGUAUUGUCAAUACGUGUUUUAUUAAAUAUUUUUCAAAAUACAUUUUAUAGGCAAAUUAUCCUACACUUAUGGAAAGAAUUGAUAAAAUCAAACAAUAUGAUGCCAUUGGUGGUGAUAUCAAUAAUGAGCUGCAAAUUAUAUUUAAGGAGGUAAUUUAUAAAAAAACUCACAACCACUACACUUUUUUCUUAAAUGAUUCUCUAAAAUCAUAUUUAAAAAUGUUACGAGAUGAUUAUUAUUAUGUGUUUGAAGAAUGGCGUCGAAAGGAUAUCAAUUUGUUUAGUAUUGUAUUAGUAUUCAUUAUUCCCUUCUCUUACAAGACUUGAAAUGACUUAAUUUCAAACACAUAUAUGAUCCAGGAUGUCAUGAUGAUAUUCACAUAGUCAGUGACAAUAUUAGAAUAAACUUUGCAAACCAAGUCAUCUUUUAAAUUUUACGAACUUAAUGCCAUUUUAAAAAGGGUCUUCCUUGUUCAUGACAAUCAAAUAAAUUAAUAACUGUUUUUUUUUUUCUCAUAUAAUUAAAGUAAAUAAAACUAAUCCAAUUCUCUUACUUUAAGGAUAAAAUGAAUGUGUGGGACACCCUUUAGAGGUUGAACUUCCAGAUUGAAAAUUAACCUAAAACUUUCUCCUUAUUGAAAUUCUAUGAAUAAUAAUGAAAACCGUAUCAAAAUCGGUUCAAUAGGUUUCGAGAUUAUUACCACUAAACAAACGUUUCCUUUUUAUGGAGAAAUAUAUCUUAUAUUUAUUUAUCUUAUCUUCUCGUGUCUCUCUCUCUAGAGAAAUGUGAUAACAAAAAAAGCAGACGUUCAGUUUUAAUAAUUUUAUUGUACUAAUAUUAAAUAUAUAAAUAAAUAAAAUAAAAUAACAUGAAUCUUGAUAUUUUCCAUUUUAUUUGAUAUUUAUGAUUGUACACAAUGCUUGAGAGGGUAGGACACGGAGGAAGAGGACAGGGUACCACUUCAUUUCUAAAAAUAUUUUAACUUGCCCGUUCUUUUUUUUCAUAAUGGCCAGUCAGAAUUGUUUACAGCAAAAAUUGAUUAAAAAGUGCGUGAUUAAAAGUUUACUGACUUCGAAAUAUACCGAAUUUACCGAUAUAUAUCCAAAAAUGAUUUAAUGAUAUUUUUUUUAUUUAUCUUUCAUUAAUAAGUGAUAAGCUUGAUGAUAAUAAUAAUAUAACGAUUAUCAUGUUAUAAAAUGAUUAAAUGGUCGUUGAAUUAAACACAAAAUACAUUUAUAUAUAUGAUUUUACGGUGGACUUUUAUGUAUUUUCCUAGUGUGAUAAAAAUUAUAAAAAUUUGAAUCAAAAAAGGCCAUGGAGGGGGAGGGAUAACUGUCCUUUUCACCAUACCCCCCUCCCCCGAACGCUCCUGAUUCAGUAUGCAAAUAUAUUGAACUAUAUAAAAAUAUAUGGACAAUUGAUUCCUUUUUUCCAAUUUAAGCACUGGUAGAUAAUAUGAUCACAAAAUAAUAAAUUUAUCAUUUUCAAAAAACAAAUCAAUUUAGAUUCUAUAAAAUAUUUACUUGAAAAUUAUUUAUACAUACUCCUAAGUGUAACAUUAUUAUAAUUUCAUGUUUCCUUACAGUAUCAACAAAUGAGAAAUGAUCUAUCAAAUGAACUCGACAACAUAGUUAAACUUAAAUCAGAUCCGGGCGAAAUUUGA
Molecule: messenger RNA, 3331 nt
Organism: Cinara cedri
Lineage: Eukaryota; Metazoa; Arthropoda; Insecta; Hemiptera; Aphididae
Source: the annotation of a GenBank genome assembly